UUCGACGAGUACGACGCGGACAAGAGCGGCUCCAUCGAGGCGCCGGAGCUGAGCAAGCUCCUCUCGCAGCUCACGGGCUCCGAGCCGUCGAACGCGGAGCUGAAGAAGAUGAUGACGGCCGUCGACACGGACGGGUCGGGCGCCAUCGGCUUCGACGAGUUC
Aureococcus anophagefferens is the source of this 162-nucleotide messenger RNA. RefSeq lists its product as hypothetical. Lineage: Eukaryota; Pelagophyceae; Pelagomonadales; Pelagomonadaceae. The transcript has a single exon. The annotation marks the transcript as partial. Gene Ontology annotation, molecular function: calcium ion binding. The record is from RefSeq and is a predicted model, not a curated record.